Messenger RNA from Grammomys surdaster, 3058 nucleotides. RefSeq names its product opioid related nociceptin receptor 1 (gene Oprl1). Gene Ontology annotation, molecular function: nociceptin receptor activity; neuropeptide binding. The transcript has 5 exons. The record is from RefSeq and is a predicted model, not a curated record. Gene Ontology annotation, biological process: sensory perception of pain; neuropeptide signaling pathway. NCBI's taxonomy places the organism in Eukaryota, Metazoa, Chordata, Mammalia, Rodentia, Muridae. Gene Ontology annotation, cellular component: neuron projection; membrane. The coding region runs from base 305 to 1366 and encodes 353 amino acids.
GGCUGCCGCACUGGCUGCUGCGUCUAGUCAAUAUCUUAUCUUCGGAGCAGGAGCUAGAAGCCUUUCCUAGCCGGAGAAGACCCCAAGCUAGAGUGAGAAGCAUUGCUCAGUUCACUGUGCUCCUGCCUGCCUUUCUGCUAAGCAUUAGGGUCUAUUUUGGCCCAGCUUCUGAAGAGGUUGUGUGUGCUGUUGGAGGAAUUGUACUGAGUGGCUUUGCAGGGUGACAGCAUGGAGUCCCUCUUUCCUGCCCCAUUCUGGGAGGUCUUGUAUGGCAGCCACUUUCACGGGAACCUGUCCCUCCUAAAUGAGACUGUACCCCACCACCUGCUCCUCAAUGCUAGCCACAGCGCCUUCCUGCCCCUUGGACUCAAGGUCACCAUCGUGGGGCUCUACUUGGCUGUGUGCAUCGGGGGUCUCCUGGGGAACUGCCUCGUCAUGUAUGUCAUCCUCAGCUGGGAGGGCAUUGAGGGGGACUGGAGACAGCAGGCACACCAAGAUGAAGACAGCUACCAACAUUUACAUAUUUAAUCUGGCACUGGCUGAUACCCUGGUCUUGCUGACACUGCCCUUCCAGGGCACAGACAUCCUACUGGGCUUCUGGCCAUUUGGGAAUGCACUAUGCAAGACUGUCAUUGCUAUCGACUACUACAACAUGUUUACCAGCACUUUCACUCUGACUGCCAUGAGUGUAGACCGAUAUGUGGCCAUCUGCCACCCUAUCCGUGCCCUUGAUGUUCGGACAUCCACCAAAGCCCAGGCUGUUAAUGUGGCCAUAUGGGCCUUGGCUUCAGUGGUUGGUGUUCCUGUUGCCAUCAUGGGCUCAGCACAAGUGGAGGAUGAAGAGAUCGAAUGUCUGGUGGAGAUCCCUGCCCCUCAGGACUAUUGGGGCCCUGUAUUUGCCAUCUGCAUCUUCCUUUUUUCCUUCAUCAUCCCUGUGCUGAUCAUCUCUGUCUGCUACAGCCUCAUGAUUCGACGACUUCGUGGUGUCCGUCUGCUUUCAGGCUCCCGAGAGAAGGACCGGAACCUGCGGCGUAUCACACGACUGGUGCUGGUAGUUGUGGCUGUGUUUGUGGGCUGCUGGACACCUGUGCAGGUCUUUGUCCUGGUUCAAGGACUAGGUGUUCAGCCAGGUAGUGAGACUGCAGUAGCCAUCCUGCGCUUCUGCACAGCCCUGGGCUAUGUCAAUAGUUGUCUCAAUCCCAUCCUUUAUGCUUUCCUGGAUGAGAACUUCAAGGCCUGCUUUAGAAAGUUCUGCUGUGCUUCAGCCCUGCACCGGGAGAUGCAGGUUUCUGAUCGUGUGCGCAGUAUUGCCAAGGAUGUAGGCCUUGGUUGCAAGACUUCUGAGACAGUACCACGGCCGGCAUGACUAGGCGUGGACCUGCCCAUGGUGCCUGUCAGCCCACAGAGCCCAUCUACACCCAACACGGAGCUCACACAGGUCACUGCUCUCUAGGUUGACCCUGAACCUUGAGCAUCUGGGGCCUUGAAUGGCUUUUGGUUUAGGAUGCUCAGUCCUAGAGGAAGACCUUUUAGCACCAUGGGACAGGUCAAAGCAUCAAGGUAGCCUCCAUGGCCUCUGUCAGAUUAAGUUUCCUCCCUGGUAUAGGACCAGAGAGGACCAAAGGAACUGCAUGGAAACAUCCACAACACAGUGGACAUGCCUGGUGAGCCCAUGUAGGUAUCCAUGGUUCACUUGACUCUUCUCUGGCUUCUCCCUGCUGCCCUGGCUCUAUGUGUGUGGGCUCAACCUGAGGUAUUGUAGUGAUCAUGUAGUCACUACUGUGACUACCUGUUGUAUACUAUUGCUCUCAGCCUUUCAGUACUUCCACAGAACUACUGAUCAUGCCUGGUGUUGCCUGGUAUUGCAGUGGGCAGCAUUAAUUAUUUUUUUAAGUGAGACUGGCCCUUAAGCUUGGAGUUGCCUUGGAACAUCAUCUAGUUCUGACUCCACUGAUACAGUCAGAUUACCUGAGGUGGGUGAGCAUCAGUGGGUUCUUGGAUGGCUGUUUUCUGAAGCUUCUGUCCAUGCUGUACUAUGGAGUCUAUGAAGGAGACUUCACACUUCAUCUGGUACUGCCACUGCCUGCUAUAUCAACCUGGGCCAUCUUCUCAGCAAGAGGCCAGCAGGGGGACAAGACACAGAGCUUCCCUAAGGCUCUUUCCCUCCAAAUCCACUGUGAACUCUUAUUCUACAGACUGCUUGGCAAGCCCUGCAGCUAGGUGUGUGGGAGGUAAUCAAGAGAAAGCUUUGUGGCCUCUGUACGCUGCUCACAACAUGGAGGCACCACGUGCUGGUCUUGGCUGCUUAGUACGGGCAGGGCAGAGCAAGAGAAUAUGCUCUCUCCACAGCCUACCACAGCUAUCCAGCAGUCUCUUUUACUUGACAUCAGAGGUCAGCAGUUGUACUGACAGAAGCAUACUUGUAGGCUGGGAAGAGUGGCAGUCAGGAUGUGUUCUAUUCUAUACCCAUAGUGACCACCUGCUUAAUUUAUAGGGUUAGGACAUAUCUGAGUAAGGCCUGAGCUUGCUGCCAAAUUGGAAGUUGGCAUCAAAUGAAGAGCUGGUAUGAGAGCUGAAGCCUAAAAUGGUUCAUUUGAGACAAUCUGCAAGGACUAUUAUGGUUUGGGGGAUAUUGGAAGAAGAGUCUAUACUUUGGAGAUCUAUUUGAGACUUUACAGAAGAAGAGUCUUUGUAAAUGCCCUUUCUAUGGGUCAGAUAUCAAAAUACCAGCAACUUUGGAUAGAAUCUCAUCUUACACUGAGACCUUGGUCAGGUGGUUUCAUGCCAUGCAGAACCUAGGCUGGUUUCUGUCUUAGAGAAACCUGGCCUUAAUCUUUCUGGGGAGACCAGGGUCCUUCCUAUGACACUUGUGCAGGAGCCAUUAGCUCUAGUGCGUUCUUGCUAAUGGUAGAAACUUUGUGAAUUUGUAUAUCUUUAUGUAUUUAAGCAUGCAACAAGUGUCAUUUCCAUGCAUGUAGCUAGCCCUGAACCUGCCUCUGGGGUAAUGAAGGCAUGCUCAUAAUAAACACUUACCCAGUGAUCAGUCCUGUCCAUAAAA